This is a messenger RNA of Carica papaya (papaya), 1542 nucleotides long. Its product is annotated as MAR-binding filament-like protein. The record is from RefSeq and is a predicted model, not a curated record. Lineage: Eukaryota; Viridiplantae; Streptophyta; Magnoliopsida; Brassicales; Caricaceae.
CUCUUCGUGCAAUCGUGCUUGUGGCUGGCAGUUCAGUUUAGAGAGAGAUAGAGAGAGGGACUGGUUAGGGUUAGGAGGAAGGAAAGAGAACGAGAGGGUGGUUGGUCUUCCAUGGCGACAGCUCUUUCUUCAUUAUCCAUCUCCUCUUAUCAUUAUCAUCCUCUGUUGCAUCCCUUGCCGAAGUCCCUCUCUAUCUCUCUCUCUUUCCCUCUCCACUCCCCUGUGCCUCUUCCUCCUCCUCAUCAUCAUUCAUUUCCUCGAUUGAAAAGUGAUCGGAAAUUCCGGACUCUGACUCUCGCGUCGUUUUCAUUCGCUAAUAGCAGCGAUGACAUGUUCUCCUUCGGAGAUUCAUGGGCGAAUUCGCCCAAGAAAUCUGUUAUUGCAGAUGUUAUACGAGAGAUAGAACCAUUAGAUGUGGGUCUUAUUCAAAAAGAUGUUCCACCAAUGACAUUAGAUGCGAUGAAAAGGACCAUCUCAGGCAUGUUGGGCCUACUUCCAUCUGACAGGUUUCAAGUUUUUAUUGAGGCUUUAUGGGAUCCUCUUUCGAAAUUAUUGGUUUCUUCUAUGAUGACGGGGUACACAUUGCGAAAUGCUGAGUAUAGGCUUUGUCUUGAAAGAAAUCUUGAUAUAGAGGAAGAGAAUCUAGAAUAUCAAACCCCUCAAAAUUCAAAAAUUGAUUUGCAAGGGGUAUUUCUGGAUAGUACAAAAAUAAAUGAACCUUCAAUUGAAAAUGGCAUGUCAUCAGAAAUGGAUGAGGUUACUGAAGAUCUUUCUGAUAUCCAUGGCCUUGGCAGAAUAUCCCCUGAAGCUCAACAAUAUAUUUUUGACUUGCAGUCCCGUUUAUCUUCAGUGAAAAAGGAACUUCAUGAAACCAAGAGGAAAAGUGCCGCCCUUCAAAUGCAGCAGUUUGUUGGCGAAGAGAAGAAUGAUCUAUUGGACUAUUUGAGGUCAUUACAACCAGAAAAGGUAGCUGAGUUGUCGGAACCUACUUCAGCUGAAUUAAAGGAAACAAUUCACUCAGUAGUUCACGGUCUCCUAGCUACGCUUUCUCCAAAGAUGCACUCUCAGGUUCCUCCAUUAGAGAAUUCAUCAACUGGAGCCGUAAAUAUCAGCGGAGAAGACUGUGCGGAGCUUAUAGAGAAUACGUCACUUCAGUUUCAGCCCCUAAUUUCUUUAACUCGUGACUACCUGGCACGCCUGCUCUUCUGGUGCAUGCUGUUGGGACACUAUCUCAGAGGCCUCGAAUACCGGAUGGAGCUGAUGGAACUUCUAUCAUUAACAAGCGAUGCUGGAAACGAGCACCGCGCAACUUGUUUUCCAACAUAAAGAGGCUGCAACCAGGAUACAACCAGUUCAGGCUUUGCGGAAGGAAAGUUCUUCUUUUAUGUAACAUAGAAAGUCUACUUAACUUGCGUGGCAUCAGUCAUUUUCCCCUUCGUUAACUUUACACCGUUCCUAUUAUGUUUUCAGAAACUUUCUAAAAGAAGGCAUAAAUCUGUAUUUGUAAAUUUUGGGUAUGCUUGUAAUAAAUAUAAAAAAAAA